Styela clava is the source of this 965-nucleotide messenger RNA. RefSeq lists its product as uncharacterized. The record is from RefSeq and is a predicted model, not a curated record. Gene Ontology annotation, cellular component: mitochondrion; mitochondrial inner membrane; MICOS complex. Lineage: Eukaryota; Metazoa; Chordata; Ascidiacea; Stolidobranchia; Styelidae.
CUUACAAUUACGUCAUUUCAUGCUUGAAUAGACUUCAUCACAUUAGUUGCCAGACAAGGACAUUUCUGCUUUGCUCAGCGUUCUAGGUAAAGCAACUGCGUAAAAAUGGUUACAAAAUCGCUUCCCGCUCUUGGAUUAGAACGAGAAUAUGGAGAGAAGAUAGACAAAUGUAUAACCGACACAUUAUUAAAAGCAGGUGCGGGAUUUCUUAUUGGAGGAGUAUUUUCUUUUGCCUUAUUCAAAAGACGAGCGUGGCCCGUGACAUUAGGAACUGGAAUUGGACUCGGGAUUGCUUAUAGAAACUGCGAAGACAAUUUACGAAGUCAUUAUAUUAAAAAAGACGAAGUAGAAAAAGCAACUUCUCUGGUGGAAAAGGCUCCGACUGUAGAAAAAAUUCCAACUGAAAAAUUAGAUGAUGAAACCAAUGAACUUAUGAAAGCAGGACUUGAAGAAGUGAAAAAAUUUUCAGAAACAUUAAUAGGGGACAGUUCUAAUGAAGAACCCAUACAAGCUUUUGAAAAUGAAACCCAAAAAUCUGAAUAACUUAUUUCAAACUAUGUUUAAUUAGUCAAAACUAUAUAAAUGAGCAUUUGUUAAAGCCUGUAAACGCAAUUACUGAAUUAUGUGGUAAUAGCAGUAAUCAAAAAUCUGUAUCACAGUUCAAUCCUGACAAACCAUUGUAACCCUAAGCAGUUCGCUAUGCACACGCCUUUCACCAUGAACAGUAUCCGCCCAUCAGGCUUAUGCGACAAGAUUGACAACUGAUAGCUUUUGAUCAUAUGAGCUUGGUAUCUAAGUUUGCUGCGAACCCUAAUGCCUGGAACUGGUACAAACUGUUGAAACAGACCCAGCUGCAUGUAAUAAGUAAUUUUUCACAAUAAUAUUUUUAUAGGGGGUAGUAAAAUGAAAAGGGCGUUAUGAAAUGAGUCCCCACUAAAAAAGCAGUUCCUUGUAAAAUUGCUUUG